GUGGGCAGUAUGCAACUGCGGCAUUUCAGAUUCGUGAGGACGAGGAGGAAAAACAGUCCAACCGCCUGACACUGGACUUGCUUCGUGACUGGCUGGCAAAAGAAGGAGAAGACAACACCUUCUUGAAACACGAGGUGUCUGCUCGCAUGGUAGUGGACAACAAGAAUGUUGACAUUGCAGCCCUCGUAAUCAUGCCGAAGUACAAGAUGGAUCUGGCCAAAUCGCACAAAGCUCUGAUGCAGCAGAGACUUGAUUUGGCUUUAUCGUGCGUGGUAGAGAACGGCGAAGCCGCGUUCCGUGAGGCUUUAGGGAACAGCGGCGUCUGGUCAUUUUCCAUGCACAAAAAGCUGAUGUAUAGGUUCACAGCUUUGUAUGUUUUGGAGACAGGGGAAGUGGUGGACGAGCAUCCACAUUUCGUUCAGAGCAGUUGCAGCGAGCAUGCGUUUUUUUUCAAAGGUGUGCUAG
Messenger RNA from Symbiodinium necroappetens, 465 nucleotides. The record is from the annotation of a GenBank genome assembly. Lineage: Eukaryota; Dinophyceae; Suessiales; Symbiodiniaceae.